Mucor mucedo is the source of this 1751-nucleotide messenger RNA. RefSeq lists its product as uncharacterized. The record is from RefSeq and is a predicted model, not a curated record. The coding region runs from base 1 to 1707 and encodes 568 amino acids. Lineage: Eukaryota; Fungi; Mucoromycota; Mucoromycetes; Mucorales; Mucoraceae. The transcript is spliced from 9 exons.
AUGCUAGAGAAAUUACGGCUAUCAAGGGAAGUAGCGAAACGACAGGCGCUUUUAGAUCCCGAUCUUGUACUCGAUGAAGAUGCUAUCGCUUUAUUGCAAUCUUCUCAUCCCACACGCGUUCGCCAUAAAUACAAUUUUCCUUUAAUACCUGACGAUCGUUAUAUGACAACAUAUUUAUCUGAAAUUUUUGAAAUCAAGCAGGGAGCCGGCCCCGGAAGAAAGCGUCAAAAAAAACAAAAGGACAUGUUUGAUUCUAACGAUUGUAAUGACUCUAAUGAACCGACCCCUGAGGAAAUCAAGGAGCAAAAGGCUUCUGUUGAAAGAAAGAGAAAGGUCGAUUUGAAAUUUCAAUGGCACAAUGUACUCAAAACAUUGUGUACCAGCUAUUUGAUCUUUUUUGGCAAGCAAGGUGGCUUGCCAUCCACCGAGAUUGUUUCUCCAGUUGCAAUCGAUUGCCAAUGUGGUAGUAAAAAAGUACUUCUGACAAAGACCGUCAGAAUGUACUUUUUCCAUGCCAUCAAGGAUGUAUCAGUCAGUUACUGCAGCUGUAAGCCCUUGGCAGAAGCAUUAAUUUUGAUGGGUAUGUUUCCUGCUUCGCCCACAGACCCCAAAAAUGCCAUUCAUUUGGGUUUGUUGGGCUAUUUUAAUGAAGUUCGAAACACCUUGAAGUCUUCUUCUGAGGGUAUUACAAAGUUGUAUAACAACUUACACGGAAAUCCACUGACAUCUUUGUCAGUGAACAAUUUCCGUACUGUAUUCAAUAUGUACAACAAGGUCAUUUUGUUGACAGAAGAAAUGGUCAACGAGCGAUCUUUGUUAAAAGAUCAGGCGAUGUGCUGUCCUGCUUGUCCUAGUAGGGACUCCAUCCACCCUAUGGAUCGCAUUUUCAUUACUAUGGAUGGGUGCUUUAGUAUGAAAUGUAAGUCGAAAGCAAGUCCUCUUGAUCAACUUAAUUUGGUCAACACCCUGGAGAACGCAUGGGUGAAGCCUGAAUGUGUUGAGCUUUAUAAGAAGGAAAAAGCUCCUAAAGACGCUCUCAUGAAUGAGAACACAUUCAGAGCUGCAGGUAAUGGCGCCUCAUACAAGUCAAAGUUGUAUCCCGUAAAAGGAAUUUUUACGGCUUCAUGCGCGCGCCAUGACCUCACCCUAAAGAUGGUGGAUAUGGAUAGUGGUGAAGGAUUCAAAUAUCCACUAUCUGUUCUCCACGAGCUGUUUCAGGAGGACAAGGACAGCAUUAAGACGCCAGUAAACUUGAUGUAUGAUAUCAUUUGUGUCUUGGAGAAGUCGUUGACGACUCACUUCCCGUACUUGACUGCUAACGGCACUCUUGCACUCCCCGUUUUUCAUGCUUAUGCGCAUGUUAUUAGCUGUCAGUCCAGCUUUAAUCCUAAAAACAUUGAAUCGUACGGCAGGACUGACGGCGAGGCAUCGGAACGUUUAUGGUCUUCACUCAGACCAUUCGUCACCAUUACACGUCCGAUGUCUCAGGCCAACAGAAGGCUGACUCUUACGUUGGCCAUCCGCCAUCGUAACAUGGAAAAAAAAUGGGGAAUUGCAAGUGUCUUGUACGGGAAGUACAAAAGUACGAAGAAGAUCCUGGCGGCAGGAUUAGUGAAGUUGAAGGAUGUCAACCAGGAGGAGAUUUCGUUGGCUUGGGAGAGGCAUCUGGCGUUGACUCGAAGCGGUGUUGCAGCCAAUCUAAAUUGACUUGGUGUUACACAGGAUAGGAUCUUUCCUAUAAAUACGCUCCU